Messenger RNA from Epinephelus fuscoguttatus (brown-marbled grouper), 5890 nucleotides. It is a transcript of the gene susd5, whose product is annotated as sushi domain containing 5. The transcript has 5 exons. Gene Ontology annotation, biological process: Notch signaling pathway; cell adhesion. The record is from RefSeq and is a predicted model, not a curated record. NCBI's taxonomy places the organism in Eukaryota, Metazoa, Chordata, Actinopteri, Perciformes, Serranidae. Gene Ontology annotation, molecular function: hyaluronic acid binding. Bases 292 to 2664 code for a protein of 790 amino acids.
UUUUGAGCCGUGACGUAUUGACUAACGGGGACCCGCGAGUUUUCACACCGGUGCUCCAUCUGCUUGCGAGGGCGACUAUUUGUGGGAGAUAAACUGCGCCUCGCUCCUGAGCCGCUCUGACCGUCUUCUUUAUAUUAUCACCAGCACUUGUCAACAAGCUCACCUUCCUGCUGCUCAGUGCACCUCUGUGACCGCCGGGACUGUGACCUGCAGCACUGUGAAUACACAAGGCGUUUGGAAGUUUAUUAUUUUUUGGGGGAGAACAUAAAAAAAGUGAGAUUUCGCCAAAAGAUGCUGGAUCGGAGUGUUUUAUCAUUGCUCUUUGGAUGCCUGGCUUGUCUUGUGCUGACCUCUGUUGUAAAUGCAGAUGGCCGAGUGUUCGUGCUGGAUCUGAGGAGCUCUGGCCUGCAGGGCUUCAGAGAUGCUGAGGGGGCUUGUGCCUCACGACAUGCCCGCUUGGCAUCAGCAGAGGAGCUCCGUCAUGCUGUGGUGGAGUGCUUCUUCUCCCCAUGCACCCGUGGGUGGCUCUACGGAGGCAUAGUCGGGACCACGGUGUGUAAUGUCGUGGGCAGUGCACUGAAAGCAGUGGAUGUAAGAACAGAAAAUGCCACAGAAGACGCUACACACCUGGACGCCUUCUGUAUCAAAGACAAAGGUGUACCAUGUGGUGACCCACCAUCCUUUCCUAACGCCCGUCUGCAGGAGCACAGUGGGUAUGAGAUGGGAGAUGAGCUGCUGUACACAUGUGCGCCAGGUUACGUAAUGCCCAGUCGACACAGUGCCUUCAGCCUGCUGUGCGACAGCUGUGGGGAGUGGUAUGGACUGGUGGAGCUGUGUGUCAAAGAUGAGACUGACACUCACGUAGACUACGAGGACAAGUUCCCAGACUCUUAUGAACAGGCAAAACACCACAACGAGAGACCCCAGGAGGCUCAUGGUGAGGUGCACGAGGAGGUGCAUGGAGCUGUAUACCCGGAGGCGGAAAGGGGUCAGGAGCAGAAAGAGACUAGCUUCAGUGUUCCAGCAGAGGAGGAGCAUCAAGACCAACAUGGAGUGGAAGGAGAGGUGAUCAGUAUAAAAUCUGAAGGACCUGCAGAAGGAGGAGAGAAAGACCGUGCUAUUGAGGACUUCAUAGGACAUCCGAGAUGGGAGCAGGAGAGGUGGGAGGAGGUCAGGACUGAUGCAGCCGCAGCCACAGAAGCACCCGUCUCUAUUCUCUCCCAGAAACACCUCUUCUGGUUCCCCUCUGAGGCCUUCCAAGACGAGGGACGUCCUGUCUCCACCAAUCCACUUACACAGACUACACAGAGAGCCUCAGGUGCCCAAUCAGAGGAGAGUAAAGAGCACGACAGCCAAGAAACGCACCACCACCAGCGUCCAGUUGAUGUUGACCACCAUGUGCAAGACAGCUAUGAUGAUCGUGACACAGAAGACCGAGACGAUCAUGAUGACAGCAAGCAUGAUGACCUGGAUGCCCAUGACGACAGCCACCACGAUGAUCAAGAUGAGAGCCGCCAGGAUGAAGAUGAUCGUGAUGAUCAUGUGAAGCAUUACAUUCCAGCUCAGCAUGAUGACCUGGACAGACGGGACCGCCACGAGAGUCAUGAUGAUCACGAUGACCAUUAUGACAUGGGGGAACAUGAGGAGGAUCGUGAUCGUGUUCGUUAUACCAGCCAGGAGUAUGACGACACUUAUGAUGAACAUGAAAGCUAUGAAGAACAUGACGAUGUGACCAAUGAUCGCGAUGACGAUGGUCAAGAACGUCCUGAUGGUUCUGAGGAACAUCCCGACAAUGAUGACCAUGAUGAUCCUGAGGAACAUUACAGCCAAGAGGAGGAUGAUAACGACCGUUACACUGAUCAAGAUGAUCAUGAACACGAUGACCAUGACAGCUAUGAUGAUCAUGAUAGCCAUGAAGAUGACGGUCAACAGCAUGUAAUCUUUUCUAUAGCAACAGAUAGAGGUCAUAACGUCACUCAGAAGGAAGCAGAGGGAGAGGCCACCACAGAUGACACCUGGCUGGAUGGCUACCCUGUUGUUCCUGAGGAGACAGAAAAUGGUGACUCCACAACAGAAGAGACGACAGACAAACCCAAUGAGGUGGAAAUUCGUAGACCCAUCCCUCACACCAACUCACCAGAUGCACCCAAAUCUGCCACCACGGACCCUGCCUUAGAUCAAGGGGUGGUGCACCCUGGGUUCAUCCCCACCGCUGCUCCCUCACAGCCAUCAGACUCCCCCUCAUACUCCGACACCCUGGAUUACGACACACAACAGGCGGCUCCCACCCACUCCUGGCACCUCACUCAGCACCCCUUCCUCGACCAUGGCCCAGUUCCACCGAACCACAUCGACGAAGAUGGAAUGAUGGAAGAGCACACUAUACGCAACCUGCCUGGUGAGGCCGGCGAGAGGGACGAGAUAGAGGGAGAGAUGGGAGAGGCAAUCUGCACAGGUGAGAACUGCCCUCCUCCGAGCUCCUCGAGCAGAGGUCCCACGGUGGCAGCCAUAAUAGCGGCGGUGUGUGUGGUCGCUGCGGCAGUCAUCGUCGGGGUAUGGUGCUACCGAAGACAACAGCAAAAGAGCUCAGUGUAUGAGAUGAAUGGGAAGGGUCAAAGCCAGACCAGACAGGGCCAACAGAUAGAGAUGCAGCAGAAAGUGUAAGAGCGACAGGUGAGGACAGAGGGACACUGACAGAGGGCAGAGACAUUUUGGAGGGAUGGGAAGAUUCUUAUGAAUUUGAGAGGAAAGCACAGCCCCUUAUCUCGCUAGAAACUACUGCAUGAUUGAAGAUUUUGGAUAGGUAUGAACAGAUGUGCCACAGCCCUUAUUUAAAGAGCAAAACCUCACCCAUGUGAUUAUGUUUAACAAUAAGACCUGACACAUCAAGCUGACAGUUGGCCAUUGGUCAAUGUUGAGCCAUAGGGGAGCGUCUGUCGCCCUAGUUUUGGCGUUGUAGUAGUCGGACCUGGUCGGCUUCUUUUCAGUAGAUUCAGCAUGUUGAAUUGGCAUUGGAUACGGCAAAGCCCGUCAGUGAAUGAAAUCACUCUGAUACGCAGUUCAGUUCAGUGCACAAGAGGAGAAACAGAAGUGAGGAAAGUAAACAAACGGCUAAAGUCAAAAGGGCGUGAGAUCGUAACAAACUUGUUAUUAGGUAAGAUAUUUGUUAAGCCAUUGAGCUCUUUAGCAGAAAUGGUUUCACACAGAGAACGUACGUGCUAGUUUGCUGAUGGCUAUAGUUUUUGCAGCGUGUUCAAGUGCAACUUUUUAGACGAGACACAGGCGACUUGAGGCGAAACAACAGUCGAUCUUCAUUGCCACUAGUUCUUUGGUGUCAGUUUGGUAUGUCUGGGCCUUAACACAGUGACACCUGUGUGAAACAGAAUGGUAGAUUGAUUUUUAGGAAUUUUACCCAUCUGUGUUAUACCUACCCAAUAUUUUUAAAGCUCUGACAUCUAGCUGGACAUGUGGAGGGGCUGUGUCUGGACUCAUAUCAAGGAUUAUAACCAUGUAGGAAAACCGCAAGAAGACAUGCCUGCCCGCCUGAAUAUAUGAACUUCAACGUCCAAAGCUCUUGGACAUUGUGGUAAAGAUUCUCUGUGUUACCUUUUUUGUUCACUUCACUGAGUGCUCAUUUAUUGCUGAUUUAGCUGCAUUGUUCUCCAACCUUUUCUGUUUGUCUGGGUAUUGUGAUGAUAAAAAUUGUAUUCCACUUGUUACCCUAUGGCAAGAGUGCUGAAGUAUAAAACACUUCAGAUCAUCGCAGCAGAUUUGGGCAGGUAGUCCCAAAUGUGUGCCCGUGCUUCUGUCAAACCAGCAAGAACGAAAAGUAGUAUGAUGAUGAUAGUUACACCAGAUGAGAGGGUUGAAUAAGCAGUAUGGCGGGAAAGGUGUGAGAGGGAAGGAUGGCGGCUAAUACAUUUUAAGAUCUUCCCGCCUCUGUUGGUUUUGACAGUCGGCUGGUGAGAGAUAAAGAGCGGGUGUCCAUCCAGACUGCAAACUCAGCCCGUGUGUGUGUGUGUGUGUGUGUGUGUGUGUGUGUGUGUCUAUGUGUGUGUGUGUGUGUGUGUGUGUGUUUGUGUGUCUCAGGUCCAUGCAAUCUGCCCGUCAGCGGGACAUCGUGUUUGCUGAUGGCAUUCAGACCAACCAGAGAUCAAACAUUGUGGUGCUACUAUGGCAACAGAGAGAAACUAAAAUCACAACUCCCAAUAUCUUAGUUUAGCUAAAGCUUUUAGUUUAACCAAUUCUAACGGUUCACCAAAAAAUUAAGUUUAAUUUCUAUAAAUGUAGUUGGGAAGGCCUAUGACUUUGUAAUGCUAAAUGUUUUUCAAUGCAUUAUACUUCCUUACUUGUGUUCUACUGUGAUUUUGUCCUGAUAGAAUACUGUAUGAGAGGUUUAAGAGGGUCAUCUGGACUGGACUAGGGACUAUUUGUUAAAGGUUCAGUGUGUAAGAUUUAGAGGGAUAUGUAGGCAGAAAUGGAAUAAAAUAUAAUAAAUAUGCUUUCUUUAGUGUAUAAUCACCUAAAAAUAAGAAUACUUUUGUUACCUUAAAAUGAGCCAUUUAUAUCUAUAAAGGGAGUGGGUCCUCAUCCACAAAAUCUGCAAUGUUACAACGCCAACACUGGCUCUAGAUAGGGCCAGUAACAUAGUUAGCAGGCACUCCGUAAUGAGCUUAAGAGUGUCCAGUAACCACAGAUUUUCAUUGUGAAACUGCUUUAUUCAGGGUUUUUACCAGUUGAAAUUACUGUUUGCGUUGGAGAGGAAGAGACCUCUGCGGAUAAUUUUGCUCCUGGUAAAAACCUGGACGUCUGGAUCUUAAGUUAUCAGAGAAAAUUAGCAUAAGCAGGUGCUGACCUAGCAGCCCAUCUGUGACGAGCCAAACAGCGUCAGAGACACACUAAUUUGUAACAUGAAACUGCUUUACUCAGUUUAUUAAAUCACUUUUUAACACAGUGUUUGUUUUGGAGAGACAGAGACCUCUGCAGAUAAUUUGGCUCCUGUUAAAAAACCUUGUGAACAAUGAAACCUAAAGGAAUCCUAACCAAGAGUUUAUGCUUGGCACAUGGGAGAAGUUUCGCCUGGUUGCAACCUGCAAACCUCACCACUAGAUGCCACUAAAUCCUACACACCGUUCCUUUAAUUUAAAAUCAAUUUAAUACUAUUUACCCUCACCUAUGGUGAUGAGCUCUGGGUAAUGACCGAUAGGAUGAGAUUGUGGCUACAAGCAGCUGGGCUCAGCCUCAGAGAUAGGGUAAGAAGCUUGGACAUCCGGAGGGAGCUCGGAGUACAGCUGCUCCUCCUUCGCAUUGAAAGGGGUCAGUUGAGGUGGUUCGGGCAUCUGAUCAGGAUGCCUCCUGGGCGCCUCCCACUGGUAGGAGGCCCUGGGGCAGACCCAGAACACGCUGGAGGGAUUACAUAUCUCAUCUGUGUUGCUGGGGAGAGGGAUGUCUGGGGUGCUUUGCUCGACCUGCUGCCCCCACGACCUGGCCCCGGAUAAGCGGAUGAAAAUGAAUCGAUGGAUUAAUGUUCUGUGGGAAUUCAGACAAUUUGUAAUAUGAAUUACAGUAGCUUGGUUAGAAAUUCAUAAUGUCUGUAACUUUAUAAAUUGUGUUAAAUGUCCUGUCCUAGUUAAAGACGAAGAUUUUACAGUGUACAGUCACUCUGCAUGAUUCAUUGGUAAUUGUUCUCACUGUUCCCGUACUGUGCCAAAUACUUGAGAAUAAAGAUUACAUAUUAAAAUAGACAAGCGAAUAAAAAUGUGCAAAUGUAAAUAAAUUCAAAUAGCCAUGAGAGUGUUUAAUAUUAGACGUAAGAGUUUGUAAUGUUUGUCUGGUGAUGUAUACAGACUACACAAAUUAAUAAUAUGGCAAUAACUUAAAUAGAAAGUGC